AUGGUAAAGUUAAGAAAAUUCAGAGGAUAUCUCGCUAACAAAGAUGACGUAGAUAAAAUCAUCAGUCCUCCUUAUGAUGUAUGAAGCAUUAAAGAAGCCAGAGAGGAGACUGGGGACAAUGAUAUGUACUAUUAUCACAUCAAUAAGCCAGGAAUCGACCUCCCUGAUGAUGCCACGAAUGAAGAAAUUGCUAACAAAGGUAAAGAGAACUUGGAAUCUUUCAUCGAGAAAGGAUACUUAGUCAGAGAUGAAAAAGAGAGAAUCUAUAUCUAUUCUCAGCAGUUAGGGGAUCAUCUCCAAUUCGGAAUCAUGGCUCUUGCUUCUAUUGACGACUAUGAUUCUGGUAAAAUUAAAAAGCACGAACACACUCUACCAGAGGUUGAACUUGAGAGAACAAAUCUUUGUGAUACACAAUGUGCUAAUGCUGGACCGGUCUUCUACUCCUUCAGAGAAAAAGAGGACAUUGUCAAGAAGAUCUCUGAGAUCUCUAAUGAAGAGGCUUAUGCUCAGGUAACCACAAAGGAUGGUGUAGUUCAUACACUGUGGAAAUGUUCGGAAGAAGAUUCCAACUGGAUUGUAACUGCAUUCGAGGAAGUCGAUAGUCUUUAUAUCGCAGAUGGACAUCACAGGAGUGCAGCAGCAUACAACGUUGGUAAGAGAAGAAGAGAAAGAGAGAUAGCAGCAGGCAAGGAAGUGACUGGAAAUGAGUCCUUUAACUUCUUCAUGACUGUUAUCUUUCCAGCAGAUCAAACCAAAAUCCUUCCUUACAAUAGGCUUCUGAAUACUCUCAAUGAUAUGACUGAAGAAGAGUUUCUUGAGAAGGUCAGGAAGAACUUUGACGUAGAAGAGAUCAAAGGAGAUGACUACGAAGCCAAGGAAGCAGGACAUAUUUCAAUGUAUUUGGGAGAAGCCUGGUAUGACCUCCAACUCAAGCAAGAAUUACUUAGAGAAGAAGUCUCUCUCAACCUUGACUACACUGUCCUCACUGACUUCUUGUUCAAGGACAUUAUGGGAAUUGAGAACAUUAAGAAAGAUGGUCGUGUUGAGUUCGUUGGUGGUGGAAGAGGCAUUGACUAUUUGGUCAAGAGAUGAGGCGAAGAUUGAAAAGCAGCAUUUGUAAUGCAUCCUGUUAAAAUGGAUGACCUCUUUGCAGUAGCAGAUGCUUGAGAGAUCAUGCCACCAAAAAGCACUUGGUUUGAACCUAAACUGCGCUCAGGAUUCGUAGUCAACGUAUUCGAAAAAGAACUAGGUUUGAUAUAAGGUAACCCUAAUUAGUUUCAACUAAAUUAUAUUA
This is a messenger RNA of Moneuplotes crassus, 1294 nucleotides long. The record is from the annotation of a GenBank genome assembly. NCBI's taxonomy places the organism in Eukaryota, Ciliophora, Spirotrichea, Euplotida, Euplotidae.